AGACCCCUCAAAUGGGAUAAGCUUUUUAAUUUUUCUCAUCACCACCCAUAUUCUCACACCCACAAGUUCAGAGGAGCUUCAGCAAAAAAAAAAAUGGAGUCCUGCUCUUUUCAAAGAGCUCCGACAUUAAUUUGCCCAAGUACAUCAACAUCCACCACCAAACUCAGUUCCCGAAUACCAUUUCCCACCUCAAAAACCCACCAAAACCACCUUUCUCUCUCUUCAAAAACCACCCACCUUAACGCCACUCUCAGAAAUCCAAAGGGGUUUGGUGCCCCAAACAAAAAGAUAAAAAAAACUCCCAAAAAAUUCAACAACGAAGAUGAAGAAGAUGAAGAUGAUGAUGAUUAUGAAGAAGAAGACAAAGAAGAAGGGAUAAUCCCAGAAAUAGUGACAAACAGAAUGAUUAAAAGGAUGGCAUUUUCAGUUGGGAUACCUCUGUCAAUUGGGUUAGCAUUUUUCCCAUUCUUUUAUUACUUAAAAAAAGGGUUAAGUAUUGAUGUGCCAACUUGGGUACCCUUCAUAGUGUCCUUUAUCUUCUUUGGGACUGCCCUUUUAGGGGUUAGUUAUGGGAUUGUGUCCUCUAGUUGGGAUCCUUUAAGGGAAGGUUCUUUCUAUGGUUGGCAAGAAGCUCAAAAGAAUUGGCCUGUUUUCUGGCAAUCUCUUAGGGGUGGUAAUGGUGCUGAUUCUUCUAAGAAAUAAUAUUACUGAGCCUUUUCUCCAUCAUUUGAGAUUCCCAGAAGCUCAUCUUGGUCUUGAUUAAGUUGAAACUGCUUGUAUAUAUAGUGAGGAAAAUACAGCUCACUGCUUGUCUUGUCACUUCCAGCAACAUUGUUUUUUCUACAACCAACCAAAUCUAGAACAAGCAUCCCAAAGCUGUAGGCGUCUGAUUUGUGGGAAGCACCGCCAAAGCCUCUGCAAAACACUUCAGGAGCUAUGUAUCCUGGAGUGCCUCUGGUGCCUGACAUUGUCAUCAAACUCUCUGUUUGUAGACAUGGCUUUGCUAACCCAAAAUCUGAUAUUUUCGGACAGAAUUUUGCAUCAAGAAGUAUGUUAUGAGGCUUAAUGUCGAAAUGCAGUAUACGUGUCCUACAACCUUGAUGCAGGUACUCUAAGCCUCGUCCAAUUCCAAUUGCAAUCUGGAGUAACGUUUCCCAUUCUAGUACUGAAGUUUGAUUUUGAUCACAAUAUAUGUACUUGUCAAGUGAUCCAUUGGGUAAAAAGUCAUAAACCAGAGCUCUUUUUCGUCCUUGGAAGCAGUAACCUAAAAGAGUGACAAUGUUUACAUGAUUAGUCCCGCUAAUGCCGGAAACUUCAUUAAUGAAAUCUGCUCCCUUGCAGUUGACAUUUUUCAGUAAUUUUACUGCAACAACAGAACCAUUUUGUAGUUUGCCUUUGUAAACACCACCAUACCCGCCUUCACCGAGUUUUUCCUUAAAGCGACUGGUCAUUUUCUUUAUUUCUCUGUAGGUGUAUCUUUUCGGAGCACGUUCUCCAUAGCAUCUAAGCAUAGCUUCCACA
Molecule: messenger RNA, 1521 nt
Organism: Spinacia oleracea (spinach)
Lineage: Eukaryota; Viridiplantae; Streptophyta; Magnoliopsida; Caryophyllales; Amaranthaceae
Product: protein PAM68, chloroplastic
Exons: 2
Coding region: 94-702 (202 amino acids)
Source: RefSeq, a predicted model, not a curated record